Nematostella vectensis (starlet sea anemone) is the source of this 2741-nucleotide messenger RNA. RefSeq lists its product as uncharacterized. Bases 83 to 1975 code for a protein of 630 amino acids. The transcript is spliced from 7 exons. Lineage: Eukaryota; Metazoa; Cnidaria; Anthozoa; Actiniaria; Edwardsiidae. The record is from RefSeq and is a predicted model, not a curated record.
GUGGGUGGCCCUCUCUUUGGUUGGCAGAUGUUAAUUAUAAGUUGUGUAAAAUUUCCACAAAUCUUGCUGUUGUGUCUUCAAGAUGAAAGCGCUUUUAUUCCUUCUAACUUGCUUUAUAGCAAACCUAGAAGUGAUAAUAGGCAGCGUUGAACCAGUGUGCAAAUUAAACUCCGGCGUCUAUUAUGGUCCGAAACUUCCAUCUUUGCCUACCGCAUUCGAAGCAAUAGUGGAAGCGAAUAUUGUGAAUAAGAACUAUUCGAGCUAUGCACAUGAGUGGUACGAUAGGGGCUCAAAUAGUGGAGUUAUUGGCUAUAUGUCUCAUGGACAUAAGCGAUUUCACAUCUACAAUUACAAUUACAACGAGAUGAUUUCCUAUGACGACGAAAACAACUGCACCGUGCAACAGAUCAGUACCAUGCGACACCACUCUGCCUUCGGCAAGAAUUCCACGAGAAUCGGAAGCACUGCUGAACUGUUUCACUUUGGAGCUCAAUUCAAUGAAACUUUCAUGGGAAAUACGACUAUCCGUGGAAUUAAAUGUUUCCACUGGCAAGCCUGCAUCAAUCAUGAAAAUUCUUCUUACACACUGGAUUAUUAUUUCUCAAUGCCUGAUUGGAAAAUGCCCACUCAGGGUAAUAACUCCAUGCAAGUUGUGCGGGCUGUAAUUCAAGGAAUAUCUGCACACCAUGUUAUUAACUCCAGUGAUCUAGUACACAAUUUCUCCCACAUUUAUGAUUUCUUCAUGUUCACUCCUGGUGUCCCAAAGGAAAGUGUUUUUCAAGUACCAAGAGGUGUGUUUUGCAAGGAUAUGCGUGAUCACAAACCUCUUCCAAAGCUGAAAUCAAUCUUUACCACCCUACUGGAAAUGCUGAAUGUUCAAAACAAGACAUCCUCUUAUGUAAAGGAAUUUUAUGACAUAAAUCGUAGAUUGACGGCAUAUGAGUAUACAGAUCAUAGUCAUCACCUUGGUCCUGCCCGGGUGGUCCAUGACUUCAACCAUGGGCUGAGAUACUUCAUGACCCAGACUAGUUGUAAAAUUUCACUGAUGAUGCCCAACAAUUCCAUGGAUGCUAAGUUAUCUGAUGACCAUCACCAUGUCCGCAUGAAGAUGAUGUCCGAAGUGAUCUAUGGUGGCAAUGUGACAAAUUUCAUUUAUGUUGGCUCUACAACAGAGCGAGGUGUUAACACAGACAUCUGGAGUUGGAAAAAGAUAGGGAGAUACUCACCUAAGCCAGUUACUUUGGAGACUUUCUUUUCUUCACCAUCUUGGAACAUGAGGGCUGGAUCACUGAGCUAUCAGACACAAGUGCCCAUGAGAGUUAACUACUACGGUGGUGACAAGCUAAGCUUCAUCAUAAAUUAUGCCAGCUUUGAUGCAGAGCCAGUUCCUCUAGAAAAAUUCAGCAUUGCCUCCUGCUUUGACAGCAACGAAAAGAAAUAUCUGGCAGUUAGGCUGAAAGUUGACUGGUCAAAGAUUGUCAGUGGCCAUGAGCCAGAGUUCUACAGUGGCGUAACAACAAGCAUCGCCUUUGCAGCAAAUGUCAGCUUUGUCAGAGUUGAAGGCCUCAAGGCAAAUGACUAUGGUGACUAUGUUGAACUUCCUUUCAUCUUGCUGGAGAAGCCAUCGACAGGGCUUUUCCCUCCAGGUUUCGAACCUCCAGUUCCAGAAAGCAACCUAAAAGAUGCAGAAGAAAAGCUUUAUGACAAUGUGAUGAUAGGAUUUAAUGUUGUAUGGACUGACUCAGACACCAAAAAGAAGCAUGCAUACACAUUAGAACGCUGGAUGGGAGGUGCUCCCACUCCUCCUGGUCCAGGCCCCAAACCAGAGAGAAAAAAGGGAGGAGUCCCCCCUGGUGCUGUUGCAGGCUUGGCCAUUCUGAUGCUUGCUAUUGGCAUCUGUGGGGGUCUUGCAGUUGCACACGUGAUCAUGAAACGCAGAGGAACCAGCCUGUUUAAUUACCAACGCCAGGAGUAAUUGUUUUUCACUGGUAAUAGCAGCCAAGCUAAUCUGCAUAGCAUACGUACAGCAAAAAUUUGUCUGUAUUCUCACCAUAGUGUACUACAUAUAAUUGUCAUCAUGCACAUAUUAACCAGGUUAUUCUUAUUCUAAUUGUCUUUAUCGUUAAAACAAUAUUAACACUUCCUGGAACCAUUAUCAUCUUUUCUGUAUUUCCUCAACAGUACGUUUAAUCCUUUCAAGCAUUAUACAAUCACCAAAAUUUCUAUUGUAAUGACUUUACAUGACAUGUAUUGGAAACAACAAUUUUUAUUGAUUGCAUAAUUCUGUAAACAACUGACAGCUGAACAGCUAAACUUAUAUUAUGAAGACCAGCUUAAGGAAAGUGGGGCACCACACUUCAUUAUCCCUCACUGAAGUGGUGACCAUUUGCCCCAUUCACUGGAUUUUUUUUUCUAAAGAAUUAUAGAAAUGUGUAGAAAUUUAAGAAAUGCACAUAUUGCCAUUUAAAGAAAAUUUGUGAUAGUGUGAAAAUUUUUUGUCUAAACAACUAAAGAAAUGUGUAGAAAUUGUAAAAAAUCACAUAUUGCCAUUUAUUUAAAGACAAAUUGGGAAGUUUAAUUGUAUUGUUUUUUUAUAAUAUUUCCACAGCACAAUAGAUAUUUACUUAAAAUAUCACAGAUAACCUAAGUUGAGAUAGAAUAUCAGUCUGCACUGCAGUAUAAAUUAAAAUAAUAGAAAAUAAUGUAUUCAUGGUUUAUCAAAAUAAACCUGAAUCUCAGUU